Molecule: messenger RNA, 1095 nt
Organism: Rhincodon typus (whale shark)
Lineage: Eukaryota; Metazoa; Chordata; Chondrichthyes; Orectolobiformes; Rhincodontidae
Product: ankyrin repeat and BTB/POZ domain-containing protein 2-like
Exons: 1
Molecular function (GO): protein heterodimerization activity
Source: RefSeq, a predicted model, not a curated record
UUCAAGAUCAUCAGGACACGGGCGCUCAAUACGCUUUAAAUGUAUUUGUAGGGCAGGAGUUCGGCGAAGAGACGGUGACUCCUGAGUUUUACAAUUGCAGUAAUUUUAUUUUUACAAUAAAAAGACAUUCCCAGAUAACAGGAGAGGGGCGAUAGUUCUGCCUUCCCUCUGAUAUUUUCCUGAAAUAUCUGAAAGUGAACGGACGGGAGUUUUGGGGGAAAAAAAAGUUUUUCUCUUUUUAAGUUCGGUAGAAGCUUUGAAUUGGUAAUUGGAAAAUACCUUUGGUAGGGGAGAGGAAGGAAAAAGAAACCUUGUUUAAACAGAAAGCAGGAGGAUUCGCUGCGGAAUUUGGAGCGAGUUGUAUAAUCCUCACACAGGGGUUAAAAAAGAAAGAGGGUAAAACUCAGCGCUUUAUGUGGUGAAGAAAAUAAAAGAAGAGUUGGAAAGCGAACCCCAUCGUAGCGGAAUUGGCCAGGAGUUGUGCAAACAUUUCCAAAGCUGCACAAUGGCCGGAUUGUACAACCCGACCCUGAAGACGCUUGAAGAUCUGACACUGGACUCAGGCUAUGGAGCUGGGGAUUCCUGCAGGUCGCUCAGUCUCUCCUCUUCCCGAUCCAACUCGCAGGCCCUGCAGUCAGCUCACCGCGGGAACUGGUGGUACCUGUCCGGAUCCAUGAACAGCCGCAACAACAGCUGGGACACUGUCAACACGGUGCUGCCCGAAGAGCCGGAGCUCGGCGACAUCUUCUCCAAAUGUCCCCGGCUCCCGGAGCUGGAGGAGUUCCCCUGGACCGAGGAGGACGUGGGCAAGCUGCUGCGGAAAGGGCGAGCCGCCGGGGAGAGUGGCAAACUCUUCUCGCUGGAAGCCGUCAGGCGCCUGUCGCUGUUGCUCAGGAGGGCUCUUCUCCGGGUCUCCAGGGAAGCCCAGAGGCUCAGUGUCGUCCACUGCAAAUGCACCAAGUUCGAGAUCCAGAGCGCCAUCCGGCUCGUCCUGUCCUGGUCCCUGUCCGAGAGCUGUGUCUCCGCUUCAGUGAAAGCCCUGUCUCUCUACAACAUGAGCGCUGGGGACAGGCUGCGGAAAAGCAAGAGUUCCAG